Messenger RNA from Microtus oregoni (creeping vole), 733 nucleotides. RefSeq names its product acidic repeat-containing protein-like. The transcript has 4 exons. NCBI's taxonomy places the organism in Eukaryota, Metazoa, Chordata, Mammalia, Rodentia, Cricetidae. The coding region runs from base 1 to 669 and encodes 222 amino acids. The record is from RefSeq and is a predicted model, not a curated record. Gene Ontology annotation, cellular component: nucleus.
AUGUGUGACGGGAAGCUACUGCUGAAUCCAUCUGCCAAUAGCUUGGUGGUAUGGACUGGAUUAGAAAAUGCAGAGUUGCCAGAGAAAAUAGAAAUCAUUUGGAAUAAAAAGAUGCUACGGACUGCUGGUUUAUGCACUACCCAUGAGAUACAACAACCCAAGAGGCAGCGCUAUGCUAAGAUUUCAAUUUCUCCAAAAGUCUGCGACUCUGCAGAUCAAAUCCGGGACACCUUGAUCCAUGAACUAUGCCAUGCAGCCUCCUGGCUGCUUGAUGGCAUCCGGGAUUCUCAUGGUAUCUCAUGGCAAUAUUAUGCUAAAAAAUGCAAUUCAGUACACCCAGAACUGCCCAAGGUCACCCGUUGCCAUAACUACACAAUUCACUACAAGAUCUAUUAUGAAUGCAUGCUGUGCAAAUACAGGAUUGGCCGCUACACCAGAUCGCUGAACACUGAACGCUUCAUCUGUGCCAGAUGCAAAGGGCAUCUGGUCUUGCUGCCAUUGUUUCGCAAGGAUGGAACCCCCAUUGUGCCCUAUGUGAGACCAUUUGCCAAAUAUGUGCAGGAGAAUUAUAGAGCCGUGUUUAACGGCACGGCAGGAAUCAGCCAUGGGAAUGUGAUGAAAAGACUCAGCAAGGAUUAUUUUGCCAGUAAACAAAAGGCAAAUCCUUAAGGUUUGCCUGGAAUAUAGUUAUGUGAGCCAAAUCCUUUACUGGCAAGAAGUUCUAGAAAACUAU